AGCUGACACCAUGAAGCAGCUGAUCCUUUGCACCCUGCUCCUCUUGGCCCGUGGGGAGCUGGCCAGGGCAUGUCCUGCAGGCUGCCAGUGCCAUGACCCCAAGACCAUCCUGUGUGCAGCCAGGCGGGGCCAGACGGUGCCCCAGGGGCUGCCCCCCAGCACCCUCUCCCUCUAUGUCUUUGAGAACGGCAUCACAACGCUCAGUGAGGACAGCUUUGCAGGGCUGCCUGCCCUCCAGCUCCUGGACCUCUCACAAAACAAGAUCACCAGCAUCCAGAGAAACAUCUUCCAGCCCCUGACGGAGCUCGUCAACUUGGACCUGUCCUCCAACCAGCUGCAGGAGAUCACCAAUGAGACCUUCCAUGGGCUGCGGCUGCUGGAACGGCUCUACCUGCAGAGGAACAGGAUCCAGCACAUCCAUGCUGCUGCCUUUGACACGCUGGAGAAUCUGCUGGAGCUGAAGCUGCAGAACAACCAGCUCAGGGCUGUGCCCCCCCUUGACCUGCCCAACCUCCUGCUGCUGGACAUCAGCUGGAACAAGAUCCCUGCCAUUGCACCAGGGGCUUUCCAUGCCGUCAGCAUUGAGUCCCUGAAGAUCGCAGGGCUGGGCCUGACGAGCUUAAACGAGGAGCUCUUCCAGGUCCAAAACAACCUCCACGAGCUGGACAUCUCUGACAACCUGCUGGAGCGCGUCCCGGCCGUGCUGCGGCGCCUGGGCAGCCUCACCAGGCUCAGCCUGGCCGGCAACGCCCGCAUCUCCCAGCUGCCAGCUGAGGACUUCCAGAGCCUCCACAACCUCCAGGAGCUGGACAUCAGCAACCUCAACAUCAACACCAUCCCCCGGGAUUUCUCCGGCUUCUUCCCCAGGCUGCGGGCCGUGACGGCUGCCGGCAACCCCUUCAACUGUAUCUGCCAGAUGAGCUGGCUGGUGCAGUGGGUGAACACCAGUGGCGUGGUGCUGCGGCGCCCCGAGGAGACGCGCUGCCACUUCCCCCCCAAGAACUCCGGCAAGCUCCUCCACCACCUGCAGUACACCGACUUUGGCUGCCCCACCACCACCCCCACACCCACCACGGCCCGCACCACCACGCUGCCACCGCCCACGCCGCUGCCCAGCACCCACCGCCCGCCGCCGCCCCCCAGCACCGCUGCACCCACCCCGAGGCCCAGAGAGCCCCAGGGCAGCUCCACCCUGGUGCCCUUCCGCGGCGCCCCGGCCCCCACCAGCCCCCCAGUGCCCAUCUGUCCCCCCCGCACGUGUCUGAAUGGCGGCACCUGCCACCUGGGUGCCCAGAACCUCCUGGAGUGCCUGUGCCCCGCAGGCUUUGCUGGUGUGUACUGCGAGGUGGAGGCGAGGGGAACGACGGCAGCCCCGGGCACGCCGGCCCUGCCACCUGCACAGCGGGUCAGCAUCGCCCAGGUGGGCAGCACCUCCCUCAAAGUGGACCUGCACAGCUACAUCCAGUCCAAGGCGCAGCUGAAGGGAAUCCGCCUGAGCUACCGGAACCUGUCGGGGCCGGACAAGCGGGCGGUGAUGCUGCGCCUGCCGGCCUCGCUCUCCGAGUACACGGUGCGGGCGCUGAAACCCAACUGCACCUACCGCGUCUGCAUCGGGGCGCUGGGGGAGGCCCCCAAGGAGGAGCACUGUGCCGAGGCACACACCCUGCCCCUCAGCCUGCAGCAGCACUCCCCUGUCACCCAGAGCCAGGACCCCAACCUCGCCCUGAUCCUGGUCCCUGCGCUGGCUGCCAUGCUGCUGCUGCUGGUGGUGGUCACGGCCGCCAUGUACUACUGCCGGCACCGCCGCGCCAAGGCACCCGCCAGCGCUGGGGUGGACACCGGCCCGCUGGAGCUGGAAGGGGUGAAAGCCUGCCUGGAAAACGGGGAUUUGAGCAGCCACGGCUGCAAGGUGCCAGAGGCAGCCAUGCUUUCUGGCGGCUCUGAGUGCGAGGUGCCGCUCAUGCAGUCCCACUACCCCAGCAACAACAACACCCCGGGGCUCAAACCCUCCUACUUCUGAACCCACAGGGCUUCCAGAGCCUUGGACACAGGAGGGCUGAGCUCCAGAGGCAGCACCUGGCCAUGUUCCUCUGGGAUACAGAUUGCCAAGGAGCUGACUGAACUGAGGCA
This is a messenger RNA of Agelaius phoeniceus (red-winged blackbird), 2130 nucleotides long. It is a transcript of the gene VASN, whose product is annotated as vasorin. Gene Ontology annotation, molecular function: protein binding. NCBI's taxonomy places the organism in Eukaryota, Metazoa, Chordata, Aves, Passeriformes, Icteridae. The record is from RefSeq and is a predicted model, not a curated record. Gene Ontology annotation, cellular component: plasma membrane.